AAAACCUCGCUGACACGAUCUUUGCUCUCCCCGUGCAAACAACUCUCUCUCCCGUCGGGAGCGCGCAUGCACGCCACUUGACUCUUUGAAGUCCUGCGUUCGGACUUUUGCUCCCGUCCGUCAUCUCCUCCGAGCGGACCCGCCAUGACGCGCCGUUUCCCGCCGCCGUGUCUGCUGCUGCUGCUGCUGCUCGCGACGCGCACGGCGAUGUCCUCCGGCGUGUUCGAGCUGAAGAUCGACGCGUUCACCAGCCAGCGGGCCUUGUGCCGCCAGCCCUCCCGGGACUGUCACGUCUUUUUCCGGGUGUGCCUCAAGCACUCCCAGGACGUCAUCAGCCCGGAGCCUCCGUGCACGUACGGGACCGCGCUCACCGAGAUCUUUGGCGCGGACGCCGAGUCCAUCAGCGGGAGCGCGCCCACCAGGGUGCCCUUCGCCUUCAAGUGGCCGGGAACAUUCUCUUUGAUCAUCGAGGCCUGGAAAUCUGAGUCAUCCGGACUCGACUCAACAGCGAAGCCAAACAACCUCAUCAGCCGGCUGGCGACGCGCCGCAAACUGGCGGUGGGCGCGGAGUGGUCGCAGGACGUGCACUUCGGCGAGCAGAGCGAGCUGCGCUACUCGUACCACGUGGUGUGCAACGACCAUUACCAUGGCAACGCCUGCUCCGCCUACUGCCGACCUCGCAACGACACUUUCGGACACUUCACCUGCGACCAAGAUGGCCGACGCCGCUGCCACGUGGGCUGGACGGGCGACUACUGCUCUGACCCCGUGUGUGCGGCGGGCUGCAGCGGCGAGCACGGCUACUGCGAGGAGCCCGGCGAGUGCGUGUGUCGGCAGGGCUGGCAGGGCGAGCGCUGCGACGAGUGCGACCGCCACCCGGGAUGCCUGCAUGGCACCUGCCAGCAGCCGUGGCAGUGCAACUGCAAGGAGGGCUGGGGAGGCCUGUACUGCGACCAAGACCUCAACUACUGCACCAACCACAAGCCGUGUCAGAACGAGGCGGCGUGCACCAACACGGGCCAGGGCAGCUACACGUGCACGUGCAAGCCCGGGUUCACGGGCAAGGACUGCGAGGUCCAAACCAACGAGUGCGAUAGCAACCCCUGCAGGAACGGCGCCAGCUGCAGGGAUUUAGUCGGCGGCUACUCGUGCGCCUGUCCUCAAGGCUUCAGGGGCAAGAACUGUGAGAUCGGCGCCAUGCUGUGCGUGGACGAGCCAUGUUUUAACGGUGGCACCUGCAGGGAGAGCGCCGGAGGAGGUUACACCUGUCUCUGCCCGCUUGGGUACGCCGGCUCCAACUGCGAGAUGAAGAACAACAAGUGCAGCAGCAACCCCUGCGCUAACGGCGCUCACUGUUUGGACUUGGGUCAGAGGGUGGUGUGUCGAUGUCGGCUGGGCUUCAUGGGCACACUCUGCGAGACCAAUGUGGACGACUGCGCUAGCAACCCUUGUCACAACGCCGGCACGUGCGUGGACAGCGUCAACGACUUCACGUGCACGUGCACGCUGGGCUUCAGCGGCAAGGACUGCUCCGUGCGCUCCAAUCCCUGCGACCACUUCCCCUGCGACAAUGGCGGCAAGUGUUACGCCCAUUUUUCGGGCCCCGUGUGCCAGUGCCUGCCGGGCUUCAUGGGCGCACGCUGCGAGUACGCCCUCAAGACCACGCCGCCUCCUGCCCCUGCCCUCACCUCUACCCCCGACAAUGGCAGCUUCCCUGCAGUGCUGGCCGCCGCCUGCGUUUUUGGCGUGCUGACGUUGACCCUGCUGGCGUGCGCCGCCGUCUUUAUCCUGCGUCAGCUCCGCUGGGGCAAGGGGCUCGCCGCCCUAUCCACCUCAGUCAAGAACGACCUAGAGGCGGUCAACAACCGCAACGCCGUCAUUGGCGGGGGCGGAGCCAGGAGCGUCAGCUUGGCGGGAGCGCUGCUGAGCGGCUUCAAGGAGAAGGAGAACUUCCACCUUCCUGGGGGACAGGUGAAAGUGUCCAACAAGGACGUCGCUCUGGUGGGCCGAGACAACGGGGCCAUCUUUAAAAACAAAAUGGCCGACUGCAACCUUGCCAAAGACGAACAACUCAACAAAAACAAAUUUGACCGGUCGUCUGCCAGCAUUCCACCUCUCAGUCUUGUCAAAGAUGUCUGCUACCAGCCGGUCUUCAUCAACCCCGAGCAACUGGAGCAGUGUGUCUUUGCUACUGAGGUGUGAGUGACGUCCAUGGAGCGAGGCUACAGGCUUCCUGUCCAGGACUUUAUUUCCUAGGACUAUUUAUUGCUGCUUAUUGCUGGAGACAAACGUUCCGCUGCAACGACAAAACCACCGACUGAAUGUCCUGCGUUAUUUUGCACUCUUUCUCUAUCUAUCUCUCUCUCUCUGGAUUGUUCAUGCAAUGAUACAUUUUUCCCACACGUUAUCCAAGAGCUCCUCAAAUCAGCAUCUACAUCAAGUGCUUCCUGUGCAAUUUCAAAGUAAGAGCAAGAAGAGGAUGCGUUGAAAGUGCCUGAGACACGACAACAAUCACACGCCGUGGAAGCGUGACAUUCCUGACACUCCCGGGAAGAAAAAAAACAUGUUAUUUUUGUACGCCAUUUGAUACCAAAAAUAUGUGUUUGUUAAUUUAUUAUUUAAUUUGUACAUAAAGCUGUAUUUAUAAGAGAUCACUGUAUAUACAUGUCCUCCUACCCAUCAGCAAAUAUAUUUUCACAAAUAAAUGACGAAAUCGA
Messenger RNA from Nerophis ophidion (straightnose pipefish), 2717 nucleotides. It is a transcript of the gene dlc, whose product is annotated as deltaC. Gene Ontology annotation, cellular component: plasma membrane; protein-containing complex. NCBI's taxonomy places the organism in Eukaryota, Metazoa, Chordata, Actinopteri, Syngnathiformes, Syngnathidae. The transcript has 10 exons. Gene Ontology annotation, biological process: heterophilic cell-cell adhesion; cell communication; multicellular organism development. Gene Ontology annotation, molecular function: calcium ion binding. The record is from RefSeq and is a predicted model, not a curated record. The coding region runs from base 145 to 2202 and encodes 685 amino acids.